Messenger RNA from Lates calcarifer (barramundi perch), 1164 nucleotides. RefSeq names its product zona pellucida-like domain-containing protein 1. The record is from RefSeq and is a predicted model, not a curated record. NCBI's taxonomy places the organism in Eukaryota, Metazoa, Chordata, Actinopteri, Centropomidae. Bases 1 to 1164 code for a protein of 387 amino acids. The transcript has a single exon. Gene Ontology annotation, cellular component: cell surface.
AUGAAGAUUCUAUUAUUUUUACUCUCCUUAAUAGUCAGAAGUAGUCAGCUGAUGCUGAGUGAGUGUGGAACAGAAGCAAGACGGCCAAAGGUCAAUGACAUCGCAGUGGAGUGUGGUACUACAUCCAUUGCUCUGGCAAUCGAAAUCUGCCCCGUCAUGUACACUGGCUACAACGAGACUCUACUGAUCCUGAACCAUCAGAUGGACCCAGCCUGUAGAGCAACCCUUGAUGAAUCUGUGACUCCACCUGUUGCUCGCUUUAAUUUCCCCCUAAAUAUGACCCACGCCUGUGGAAGUGUAUUCAGGACCAUCAGUUCUGCUGGGACAGGCAUAUUCUCUGACUUUUCCAACAUCCAGACAGUCAACAUCAGCGGCAUUGUUCGGUCCAUUGAUCCCACAACAGGCACAAUCACUUACAAUGCUGAGCUGAAGUACUACUACUCCUGCGCCUAUCCCUUAGAAUAUCUGAUCAACAACACCCAGGUUGAUGUGUCGGCUUCCUCCAUUGCAAUCAAGGACAACAAUGGGAGUUUCAUCAGCACCUUGAGCAUGGAGCUGUUCACUGAUAUCAACUACACCCAACCGAUGGUCAUUCCACAGCUGGGGAUUGAACUGAGGACCAGUGUGUACGUCGAGGUCAAAGCAACUAACUUGACAGGCCAGUACCAUGUCUUGCUUGACCGGUGCUAUGCCUCCCUCUCCCCAUUGCCCUCUAAUUCCAGCUUCUUCAACCUGUUUGUCCCCUGCUCCAAGGAUCGAUUCACCACCAUGAUUGAGAAUGGAGACAGCCAGACUGCCCGCUUCCACUUCCCAGCCUUUCGCUUCAUUGAGCAGCAGAAUGAGACUGUGUCUACCUACUUCCUUCACUGCAUCACCCGGCUGUGUGAGAAGAGCACCUGCAGCACAUUUAAGCAGUGCACCAACAGGAGAAAGAGGAAUGCCCUGGACACACCUGCAGUGGACAUAACUGAAACUUACACCCUCACCUCUCCAGAGAUCAUCACCAAAGCUGAGACUACAGAGUCCAAAGAGAAGCCCCUUGUUGCCAAAGAAAAAAAAGAUGACUCUACUGUUGGGCUUGGUGUGGCUGUUGGCAUCCUCGCUUUUGCUUGUUUUGUUGCCCUUAGUGUUGCAGCCAUUUUUUACAAAAGGCUCAGGAACUAA